This is a messenger RNA of Oreochromis niloticus (Nile tilapia), 950 nucleotides long. Its product is annotated as differentially expressed in FDCP 6 homolog. The record is from RefSeq and is a predicted model, not a curated record. The transcript is spliced from 3 exons. Lineage: Eukaryota; Metazoa; Chordata; Actinopteri; Cichliformes; Cichlidae. The coding region runs from base 137 to 538 and encodes 133 amino acids.
CAAGCGUUUCAUUCAAAAUAGUCAACAGGGUCGCAAGAAGGUGAAGGUGCAGGUGAAGGAAAAGGAGGCUGAACAACAGAAGAAGAGGAUCAGGGAGCUGGAGCUGACACAGCAGCAGCUGGAAGUUGCCCUUAAUAUGGAGAUCCAGGCUCGGCUGGAGGAGGAGAGGGCCAGACUGGAGCUUGAGCGGUUGCUGCAGGCUGAAGAUGAAAAGAGGAAACAUUUCCAGCUCCUCCAGGAGCAGCAACGUACAAUGCAAAACCUCAGCCCCAUACAGGAGCUGUCAGAUGGCAGUCCCGAUGAGGACACCCCCUCAGCCCUCAACUCUGCCUCUCAGGAGCUCCAGGAUCUGCAGGCAUCUCGCCAAAGAAGCCACCAGCGUCUGGAGGAGGUUCAGGAGAGGCUGAGGAAUGCCAGUCAACAUGUACGGCACUGGAACAUCCAGCUGAACCGACUGGUGACCCCCAUUACUCCUGCAGGUGCCGUAUUCACUUUGCCUCUUUGCAGCACAGACUUCUGGAACAGAGUGUUAGUAUAGUUAAUAACAGUGUAGACCAUAUAAUCUGUCAGAUAAUUGCAUUAAAAUGCUACAAAAGGCACCUACCCCCAAACAUGUCAAGAGAUUCAUUCAGUGACUUGAAUGAAAGAAUCUGACUCACCUCAAGUUAAUUAAAAUUAAAACUAAAUCUUAUUAUGAUUUAAACACGGAAAUCUUAAAACGAAAAAUAACCGCAUGCACAGUUGUUACAGGCUGCAAACAUGUUUUAUACUGCUUUGAAGUCUGGGACAGCAUCAUAAGAGACAUAACUGAUCUCACCGUAGUCCCAUGAAGACUCAAGAUGAGUGUUUUCACGACUGCCAUCUUGGUGUUUUGAAAUCAGGCAUGAUGAAUGAAGGGAAGAACUGUCUGUGAAGGUUCUCAGUCGUUCAGGUCAUCGUAGUCUAAGGAG